CCGCUCCUCUCCUCCCAUCCCGCCCCAAACCCCCCACCUUCUUCCAGCACCCGCAAAUCCCCCACUCUCCCGAAGCAGCGAGCGAUGGCCCCCAAGGCGGAGAAGAAGCCGGCGGCGAAGAAGCCCGCGGAGGAGGAGCCGGCGACGGAGAAGGCCCCGGCGGCGAAGAAGCCCAAGGCCGAGAAGCGGCUGCCGGCGGGCAAGACGGCGUCCAAGGAGGGGGCCGGCGGCGAGGCGAAGACGAGGGGCCGGAAGAAGGGCAGCAAGGCGAAGAAGGGCGUCGAGACGUACAAGAUCUACAUCUUCAAGGUGCUGAAGCAGGUGCACCCCGACGUCGGCAUCUCCUCCAAGGCCAUGUCCAUCAUGAACUCCUUCAUCAACGACAUCUUCGAGAAGCUCGCCGCCGAGGCCGCCAAGCUCGCGCGCUACAACAAGAAGCCCACCAUCACCUCCCGGGAGAUCCAGACCUCCGUCCGCCUCGUCCUCCCCGGGGAGCUCGCCAAGCACGCCGUCUCCGAGGGCACCAAGGCCGUCACCAAGUUCACCUCCUCCUAGAUUGCAAUUGCAUCUGCAUUGCCUGUAUCUAUCUAGUAUUAGCUGGUUCUGUUACUUUACUUUGUGCUUGUCGACUCUGGUUAUCUGGAACUACAAGUGCUGUUAGUGCGGGAUGGGGAGUUGAUUGAUGGAUGAUUGCCGAUGCUCUGUUGCCUCUUUGGUUGUAACAACUGAAUUUGUGCUUCUUUUGGCAAACUGAUAUUUCAAAAGUAGUGAUUUAUUUCGCC
Triticum aestivum (bread wheat) is the source of this 782-nucleotide messenger RNA. Its product is annotated as histone H2B.2. Gene Ontology annotation, cellular component: nucleosome. Lineage: Eukaryota; Viridiplantae; Streptophyta; Magnoliopsida; Poales; Poaceae. Gene Ontology annotation, molecular function: protein heterodimerization activity; structural constituent of chromatin; DNA binding. Bases 85 to 555 code for a protein of 156 amino acids. The record is from RefSeq and is a predicted model, not a curated record. The transcript has a single exon.